This is a messenger RNA of Macaca mulatta (Rhesus monkey), 5919 nucleotides long. RefSeq names its product MON1 homolog B, secretory trafficking associated (gene MON1B). Gene Ontology annotation, biological process: vesicle-mediated transport; protein targeting to vacuole. Lineage: Eukaryota; Metazoa; Chordata; Mammalia; Primates; Cercopithecidae. Gene Ontology annotation, cellular component: Mon1-Ccz1 complex. The record is from RefSeq and is a predicted model, not a curated record.
GCCAACAACCACCGGUAAGCGAAGUGGGCCUAGCUCUCCCGGAUUAGCAGCCGUAGCCGGAUGCGUUGAAGGGAAGGCAGAGAGGUCUCAUUCAGCUCCCGAACAGACCUGACGUAGAUCCGGAAGUAGCCCGCACCAUCUCAAUUAUGAGGGGACACCUGUAGGCGACGGGAGAGGGACGCCGCGGGGAGCCAAUAAAGCUCCGCAACCGGAAGCGUCUUCUGGGGGCGUCGCACCCGGAAGUGUGGCACCUCCCCGGCCGCACCCGGAAGUGUGAUGCCACCGCCGCUACGGGGAAGUAAUGGUACCCGGCCAGUUGAGAUUCGGGGUUAAAACAGGGAUGUGCAGAUGGAGGCCGGAGGAGACACUGCUGCCCCGGUCCCCGGGGGCGCGGAGGACUUGGAGGACACGCAGUUCCCCAGUGAGGAAACUAGAGAAGGUGGAGGGGUUCACCCGGUCCCACUGGAUCCCGAAGGCGAGGGCCUGGAGGAAACAGGAUCCAAGGACAAGGACCAGCCACCCAGCCCAUCACCACCGCCCCAGUCAGAGGCCCCGUCAAGUACCUCUCGGCUCUGGAGUCCUGCAGCCCCUGAGAAUAGUCCCACGCGUAGCCCUGAGAGUAGCUCUGGAGGCCAGGGUGGGGACCCCAGUGAUGAGGAGUGGCGCAGCCAGCGGAAGCAUGUGUUUGUGCUGAGUGAGGCUGGCAAGCCCAUCUACUCGCGGUACGGUAGUGUGGAGGCGCUGUCGGCUACCAUGGGUGUAAUGACCGCCCUGGUGUCCUUUGUGCAGAGUGCAGGAGAUACCAUCCGCGCCAUCUACGCUGAGGACCACAAGCUGGUGUUCCUACAACAGGGCCCACUGUUGCUCGUGGCCAUGUCACGGACUUCUCAGUCAGCAGCCCAACUGCGGGGGGAGCUGCUAGCUGUGCACGCACAGAUCGUGAGCACGCUGACACGUGCAAGUGUCGCCCGCAUCUUCGCACACAAGCAGAACUAUGACCUCCGCCGCCUGCUGGCUGGCUCGGAGCGCACACUGGACCGACUUCUGGACAGUGUGGAGCAGGACCCAGGAGCCCUGCUCCUGGGUGCCGUGCGCUGUGUGCCCCUUGCCCGCCCGCUGCGAGACGCACUGGGUGCGCUCCUCCGACGUUGCACAGCGCCUGGCCUGGCGCUGUCAGUGCUGGCAGUAGGCGGUCGACUGAUAACAGCAGCCCAGGAGCGGAAUGUGCUGGCCGAGUGCCGGCUGGACCCAGCUGACCUGCAGUUGCUGCUCGACUGGGUGGGUGCACCAGCCUUUGCGGCGGGUGAGGCUUGGGCACCAGUGUGCCUGCCCUGCUUCAACCCUGAUGGUUUUUUCUACGCCUACGUGGCCCGCCUGGAUGCUAUGCCUGUUUGCCUGCUGCUGCUUGGCACCCAACGUGAAGCCUUCCAUGCCAUGGCCGCCUGCCGGCGCCUGGUAGAAGACGGGAUGCAUGCCCUUGGUGCCAUGCGUGUUCUUGGGGAGGCUGCCGGCUUCUCUAAUGCCUCAUCAGCCAGUGCUCCUGCCUACAGCGUGCAGGCUGUGGGGGCGCCGGGCCUCCGGCACUUCCUGUAUAAGCCACUGGACAUCCCUGACCACCACCGCCAACUGCCCCAGUUUACCAGCCCUGAGCUAGAGGCCCCCUACAGCAGAGAGGAGGAGCGGCAGCGGCUGUCAGACCUGUACCACCGCCUGCAUGCUCGUCUCCACAACACCUCCCGACCCCUGCGCCUCAUUUACCACGUGGCUGAGAAGGAGACACUGCUGGCCUGGGUGACUUCCAAAUUCGAGCUCUAUACCUGCCUCAGCCCUCUGGUGACCAAGGCAGGUGCAAUCUUGGUAGUGACCAAACUCCUGCGCUGGGUGAAGAAAGAGGAGGACCGGCUCUUCAUUCGCUACCCACCCAAGUACUCCACACCACCAGCCCCCUCUACGGACCAAGCUGCCCACAAUGGCUUGUUCACUGGACUCUGAUAGAUGGAGCUCCCAGACCAGGCAGUGCUGGGAGCAACCACCUUUGUUUUUUACCUUCUGUCCACCCUGGAAAUGUGGGUGGGGGUGUGUCCGUGGCUAGUCAUUGUCUCCCUAGGCAAUGGGGCAAGAUCUGAAGGCCCAUCUAUGAAAGAGAUGGUGGCAACAGCCAGGCGAGCAGGCUGCUUUCCUCGCCUGGUCAUGCACCUCCACCUCUGGGGAAAUCCUUAGGCCUCCCUCUCCCUUCCCUCUGUCUCAUCUCCUCCACUUGAAUGAUGCUCUAGCCUCUGUGAGGGAUUGUCCCCUCCAAACUUGCUUCAGGGGUCUGCCUCCUCAGUUGAAUCUCAGCCGUGAGUGUCCAGAUCUGGCCAAGGUCUCUAGGGUGGCCCACAGGGGUGCUGGAAUUGGCACUUCAGGGCCACGCUAUGCUUGGAACUGGCCUGAGGGUAUUAAAGAAAAAAACUACAUAAAAGUCCUAAAAGUAAGACCCACAAGGAUAUUCCUUUGCCCUUCUUGUAGUUUUCUUCAUCUUUACCCUGCCAGAAAUGACCCCCUCAAUGCCGGCUGCUGCUAACAUUAAUGAGAAGGUGGCCUCUAGUGUCCACCUGUGGAACCCAGGACACAAAGCACCUGACUGCACACAGUGGCUGAAAUCCAGCAUUUUUACAUAGAAGAUGCACUUAGCUUCUAAGCCUCAUUUUACUCAUCUGUGAAACAGAGAUAAGUAACCCUCUUUCGUAAACUCUGAUGAAGAUUUGUAAACGAAAACAGACUCGAACUAUUGUGUACCACCACAUAGCACAUGCACGUCUGUCCCAGACUUUGACAACCUGCACAAGACAAGCAGCCUAAAGCAGGAGAGACCUUCCUAGGGUUUUGUAUGUGUGCACACUACCCUCGCUCCCCAACUGGCCAUUACCCUAGCUCUGCCCUUGUUUGUGGAGUUACAGCCUCAAGGUUGUAGCAUGCAAUCGGGGCGCAGUGUGUUCUGCGCUUGCCCAGAGCUGACUGCUAAGUCAACCGAUGGCGUAACCGCGGACUGCACGCAUGCGUGGUGAAAAGCCUUUCGCCCUCACGUGGUUUCUUUUUCAACCAGUCAUCAAGCAAGGCUCGCGCGCAGGCCCCGCGUUGGAAAAUGGCGGGGAAGCUGAAACCUCUGAAUGUGGAGGCGCCAGAAGCCGCUGAGGAGGCUGAAGGUAGUGAGGGCAAGUGGGCUGUACUCCUUUCUCUCCAACCAGGGCAGAAAGGAGGGAGGAUUCAUCCCAUUACAAUAAUGAAAUAGUGAUAUUCCAAUAUUUUUUAAAUAAAAUGUUAAGCCUUUUAUUAUUGAAGAAAAACAAUUUUUUAACCGUUCAGCAGAGUGGAGAUAAAUUAACAGGCAUAUUCUUACCAUCGAGAUUAACUUUUGUCAACUCUAGUGAAUACGUUGUUGAAAGUAAACAACACAUAGUUCAGUACGCAAGUCUUCAAACAAAAGUGGGGCGGUGGGGAUGUUCUCAUAAAAAUCACCUUGCUGCAGCCACCCCUUAUUAACAGUAAUUCCCAAUGUCGCCAUUUCACACCUAACACCUACCACACUUUGAUGGACUCUUAAACCUCUUAAUCGAACAUGGCCUCCCCCACAGCCUCUUUUCUCCAGGGUAUCGACUUGAAUGACAGGCAAAGGAGGGUGGAGGGGUGUCGGCCUAGACGCUAUUGGAAAUUGUAUUCCAUCCAAAAGAAAAAAAAUCUCAGACCGGGCACGGAGGCUCACACCUGUAAUCCCAGCACUUUGGGAGGCAGAGGCGGGCAGAUGACGAGGUCAGGAGUUCGAGACCAGCCUGACCAAUAUGGUGAAACCCUCUCUACUAAAAACUAUAUAUAUAUAUGUAAAUUAGCCGAAUGUGGUGGCGUGGACCUGUAAUCCCAGCUACUCAGGAAGUUGAGGCAGGAGAAUCUCUUGAACCUGGGAGGCGGAGGUUGCAGUGAGCCGAGAUCACGUCACUGCACUCCAGCCUGUGUGAUAGAGCGAGACUCAGUCUCAGAAAAAAAGAAGAAAAAAAUCUUCCUUGGCCCGGCUUGGUGGCUCACGCCUGUAAUCCCAGCACUUUGGAAGGCCGAGGUGAGUGGGUUACCUGAGGUCAGGAGUUCGAGACCAGCCUGGCCAACAUGGUGAAACCUCGUCUCUACUAAAAACAAAAAUUGGCCAGGUGUGGUUGGCAGGUGCCUGUAGCCCCAGCUACUUGGGAGGCUGAGGCAGGAGAAUUGCUUGAACCCAGGAGGCGGAGGUUACAGUGAGCUGACAUUGUGCCACUGUACUCCAGCACAGACAACAGAGAAAAAAAAAAAGGAAAAAAAAAUUCCCAAGGCAGUAAUGCAUUUGUAUGCCACUAGUAUUUUUUGUGUUGUUACGGAAGUAUUCAAAGUGUACCAACGUAGAGAAAAUAGCAUAAACAAAGCCCAUGUACCCAUCACUAUGCUUCAACUGUUGUCACCUUUCUGUCCCACUUUUAUCUAUCUCUAACACCCCUUUCUGCACACUCUUUAAACCACUGUAUGAAUAAACACACUAGACUGCAUCCUGCCAGACCUACCCAUAUAGACAUCAAAGUAAUGAUUAUUGUUAAUUACCUGACCUAGGAUGUGAGCUCCAUGAGAACAGAGACUGUUUACCUCUCACUCCCCUGCACCUAAAACAAUGCCUGCUUGGUGUAAAGUAGGUGUUCAGUAAUUUUUUAAUGUGUGACUAAUGAAAUAACUUCCACACAGAGAGGUGUUUUAGAUUAGAGCCACAUACUAAGUGCCAGCAUUCAACAAAGGACAGAAGGAAGUAAGACAGAUGCAAAUAGAUCUCAUGUAUUAACUGUGUAAUACAGCUGCCACUACAAUUUUAAAAAACUAUUUUAGUAUCAACCUUUCAAAUUCCUCAAAAUUAAAGUUAUGACUGACUUCACUAGCAAAGGAAAAAUUGAAAGACGUAUCAAGUUGCCAUUUCUAGCCCAUCAAAUUGGCUUUAUAAAGGGAAGAAUAGUAUCUGGUAUUGAUGACCUUGUAGAGAAACAGGCCUUUUCCUACCUCAGGGAAGAGAGCUGACUCAAAGUAAAGGCUUUGCUAGAGGCAGUUUGGCAGAGUAUUUUUAGCAUCUAAAAUGCUGUUCCACUUCUGCAGUCCCCAUGCUAUGUAAUCAUAGGAGAAUACAUAAGUGUAUGAACCAGGAAUGGUCAUUGGAGUGUUGAUGCAGGCACAACACAAGGAACAGUCACAUAAAUGGCUAAGUCUAGGUUUAUGUGUGCAUGCUGUGGAAUGUCUCUGUGGUGGAUUUUUCUUUUUAAGAGGCAGAAAAAGAUAAAUUCUAAUUUAAAUGUAUAAAAAUUAAAUUUUAAGUUGAUAGGAUUAUUAUUGACACACAAGGAGCUCCAAAAUAGACCCUAUUUUUAUUAGAGACAAGCCAGUUGGGAUUGAAACAAAAAUGGAGGAAGGUAUAGCCCUGUGUAUGUUGCACAGAAAAAGUGUCUGAAUGGUAAAGGCCUGAGUGAUAACUCUGGACAAGGGAUUUGGAUUUUGGGAGUACUGCAGAGGUAGAGGCAUUUUUGUGAUUUAUUGUUUUAUUUUUCUUUUAGAAAAAUGUAAGUAGUCAUAUAUAAUUUUAAAAUAUAAGGGAGAAGAGGGAAAAUUUUGAAUGGCAACUGAGGAUCCUAUAUUCAUAUUGGAUCAGUAUUAACAUCCAGGUUUUGAUUGUUGUACUGUGGUUACCUGGUAGAUUCCCUUUGUAUAUAGGAAAUAGACACUGGAAUAGUAAGGUGUAAUGAGUCAAGUUGUCUGCAACUUAUUAUUCAAAAUCACUCACAAAUGGGGAAUCUGGUAUAAGGGCAAAAUGGGGGCACUGUGGCCUAUUUUUACAACUUUUGUGUACAUCUGAAAUUAUUUCAAAAUAAAAUGUUUACAAGGGUG